This is a messenger RNA of Racocetra fulgida, 533 nucleotides long. Lineage: Eukaryota; Fungi; Glomeromycota; Glomeromycetes; Diversisporales; Gigasporaceae. The record is from the annotation of a GenBank genome assembly.
GCUGUGUUAUGAUAAAUGAAUUGUUAAUAAUAACUGAAAACCAAGGAACUACGAAGUACGUAGCAAUAGUUCUUUUGUUGACCAGUAGAGUUCUUCUGCCCGGUCCUCACGUGCAACGGCUCAACGAGAGUCAAGAACAAAAAGACGAGCGUACAAAAAAACUUUCUGAAGCCAUUAAUACAAUUAUAGAAUGUAUUGGUGAAGAUCCUAAACGGCAAGGUUUGCUGAAAACACCCGAUAGAUAUGCUCAAGCAUUAUUAUACUUUUCUAAAGGUUAUGAAGAGAGUAUUGAACGUUACAUUCCAAAUCGUCGUGUUCUCGGUUUAUCAAAACUUGCCCGAAUCGCUGAAAUGUUUUCAAGACGGCUUCAACUUCAAGAACGUUUAACAAAACAGAUAGCUGUCACUUUACAAGAAAUAUUAAAACCUCAAGUACAGAAACCUGGAAGUUCUACCACGACAAGUGUCAUGCUUGGUGUAUUUAGAGAUCAAGCAAAAACUAGAGAGGAAUUUUUAACAUUAAUUAAAAGCUAA